Messenger RNA from Lodderomyces jiufengensis, 1488 nucleotides. It is a transcript of the gene HAP41, whose product is annotated as Hap41p. Gene Ontology annotation, cellular component: nucleus. The coding region runs from base 1 to 1488 and encodes 495 amino acids. The transcript has a single exon. The record is from RefSeq and is a predicted model, not a curated record. NCBI's taxonomy places the organism in Eukaryota, Fungi, Ascomycota, Pichiomycetes, Serinales, Debaryomycetaceae. Gene Ontology annotation, biological process: regulation of DNA-templated transcription.
AUGACUGAAGUAGAUUCAUCAAUACUAAAGUCAAACCAACAAAGACAUUUACAAUCACCUGUAUCAAAUCAUAUACAACAACCACCACAACAACAACCUCAGACAAUUUUACAAUCAAUUCAACCAUCUCCAGUUAUAGUUAAAACUUCAAAAGAAUGGGUAUUGCCACCAAGACCAAAACCAGGUAGAAAAUUAAAAGAUUGUAAAGAAAAUAAACAACAAAGGAAGAAGAAUUGCAAAAAACAAGAUUUACAACCACAACAAUCAUCUACAUUACAACAAGAACAAACGACGUCGAAAUCAACAACUCCACAAUCAAUCACAUCCCCAAUAUCAAAAUGUAUAUCGAAAGAAUUGAAAAAAGAUUUAAAUUCAGAUUUAUCAACUGUAUCAUCAUUAUUACAAAAUUUAUCAAUUAUUGAUUCAGAAAAUAAUUAUUUAAAAUCAAAUUUAUUAUGUCUUAUUCAUGAAUAUAAACAUUUGAAAAACUUGGUCUUAAAUCCAUCAACAUCUACCUCAAAUUCUACAAAUAAUCAAACCAUUUCUUCAUCAACUUCAACAACAUGUCAAGAUUCAACAAAUCAAUUAACUCAAUUAAUGAAUGCUACUUCUAUAAAUAAUUCAGAUUUAAAAGUUCACAAAAGAUGUUUUAAUGAAGUUAUAGAAGAAGAAGCAGUUACAUUAGAAGAAGAACAAUUGAUUCAAGAUCAAGAUUUUGCAACAAUAACAACAACAUCUUCACCAUCAAGCUAUGAUUCUUCAAAUAUAAGUACAACUGUAUCAACUCCUUCAACAAAUAUACUAUCAGAAUUUGAAAAAUUCAUCAAUAUUGAAGAAUCAAUAGAACCACUUAAGAAAUGUAAAACAAAUGAUUCCAUUAAACCAGUAAUAACAACCACCACCAAAAGUUUAAGAAGUAAAAAAUUUGCUCAUUAUAAAGAUUUUCAUAAAUUAGAUACAGAAGAAGAUUCAGAUUUAGAUAUAAAUUUUGAAGAUGAUGAAGAAUAUGAAGAAGAAGAAGAAGAUCAUGAUCAUGAUCAAGUAUAUUCACCAACUUCACAAUCAUCAAUUUCUUCUAAUCAAAAUGAUUUAUCUACAACUACAACAAAUGAAGAAUUAUCAAGAACAACCUCACCAUAUAAUUCUGAUUUUGAAACAAAUAGUUUAAUGAGUUCAUUAACAAGAUCAACAACAGUAUCUUCAAUAAAUACAGUUAUACAUGAAAAACCACCAUUAUGUAAUGUUCAUUCACAACCUUUUACUUUGAAAAAAAUGGGUCAAUUUUUUGAAUUACCUAAAACUAACCCAAAAAAGGAAUAUAAAUUUAAAUUUGAUCAAUUUGUAAUUGAUGAACAAAAAAGAAAUGAUGAUGAAUAUAAUAUGAUUACUGAUAUUUUAGAAGAAAAAUUAAUGAAUAAUGAAAUUAAUUAUUAUGUUUAUGGAAAUCAACAAUUUAAUGGAGAGAAUGAAAUGAAUGUAGAUUGGUGA